Messenger RNA from Pararge aegeria (speckled wood butterfly), 1044 nucleotides. Its product is annotated as WW domain-binding protein 4. The record is from RefSeq and is a predicted model, not a curated record. Gene Ontology annotation, biological process: mRNA splicing, via spliceosome. Gene Ontology annotation, molecular function: RNA binding; protein binding; zinc ion binding. The coding region runs from base 144 to 1016 and encodes 290 amino acids. The transcript is spliced from 7 exons. Gene Ontology annotation, cellular component: nucleus; precatalytic spliceosome. Lineage: Eukaryota; Metazoa; Arthropoda; Insecta; Lepidoptera; Nymphalidae.
UAUUUAAUUGAUAUUUAAUUGAUAUUUAAUUGAUAUUUAAUUGACUGAUGUUGUUAUUUGGUUAGGAAGUUAUAACUUAAAUUGUUUGUAAUACCUUUAGCCUUUUUUUGACUUUACGUAAUAAUCAUAAUAAAUCCUGUAAGAUGACAACUUACUGGAAGUCCCAAGAUCGCAAAUACUGUGAAUUUUGUAAGUGCUGGUUUGCAGACAACAAAGUAUCUAUAUCUUUCCAUGAAAAUGGGAAAAGGCAUAAAGAAAAUGUUAAAAAACACAUAUCCAAGCUUAGCAAGAAAAGUGCAAAGGAUUUCAAAAAACAGGAGAAGAUGGAAGAUGACAUGAAGAAGAUGGAAGCAGCAGCUAUGAGUGCUUACUUGAAGGAUGUUCAAAACAAUGCUGAUCUUACCUCUCAAAGUAUCAAUGAGUUGCUGGCCAAUUCUGGAAGUACUAGUAAAGAUAUUGUAGUGGCUUGUGACACUAUUAUAAAAGAAACUCCUGUUUGGCAAGAAAUCAAAAGUGAUGAUGGCAACAUUUACUACUGGAACACCGAAACAAAUGAGACAACGUGGGAUCCUCCAGAUAAUUAUUUAUCUUUGGCACAACAAGAAAAAAAGAAACUAAAAGAGAAAGAAGAACAAAAAAGGGAUAAGAUACUAAAGAAAGAGAAAGAGAAAGAAGCAAUUAUUGAAGUGAAAGCUCACAUGGCGCGAGAGAGCAUGAGAGAGUUUGCGGUAGAGAAAGAAAAACCAAUCCCUUACACAGUGCCUUUCGGACCAGCACCUUUGGUCAAGCCAUUUGGAACAUGGAAACCGGUUGUCAAAGAGCCCGAAAAAGUUAUCGACUUGCAAUUGCCAAAAACGAAGAAAGAAAUAAUUCCACCCCCGGUUGUAAUGGAGCCAGAGAAAGUUGUGUUCAAGGAGAAGCGAAUGGAAUCCCUCGGCGACGGACCCGUGGAGUUUAAGAAGAGAAAGUUUAAUAAUCCUAAACGAAAUAUGAGACAAAAAGUAGAUGAUGAUUAAUUAAUGAAUAUAUAUUUUUUAUGAAUUA